GGCGCCGUGUGUGGGAAUGCGGAAGCGGAGAGGCUCUGGGACUUGAGGCGGUCGUUCCCGGGGAGGAUGGCGGAGUGUCCGGAGAGCAGCACCGGCACCGAGCAUCUGUUUAAGGUGCUGGUGAUCGGGGAGCUCGGGGUGGGCAAGACCAGCAUCAUCAAGCGCUACGUUCACCGGCUCUUCUCCCAGAAUUACCGCGCCACCAUCGGCGUGGAUUUCGCCCUGAAGGUCCUGUCCUGGGAUGCCAGCACUUUAAUCCGGCUCCAGCUCUGGGACAUCGCAGGUCAAGAACGGUUCGGCAAUAUGACAAGGGUGUAUUAUAAAGAAGCUGUUGGAGCUUUCGUAGUCUUUGAUGUAUCUAGACACUCGACAUUUGAAGCAGUUCUGAAAUGGAAAAGCGACUUGGACAAUAAAGUGAAGCUGCCCAACGGGAAGCCAAUCCCUGCCGUGCUCUUGGCAAACAAAUGUGAUCAGCAAUGGGAUGGUUUGGAGAAUAGCCCGGCGAUGAUGGAUCGCUACUGCAAGGACAAUGCCUUCAUAGCGUGGUUUGAAACCUCAGCAAAGGAGAACAUAAACAUUGAUGAAGCAACACGGUUUUUAGUGAAGAAUAUUCUGUCCAAUGAUUUCAUUCAUCUACCUGAGAACAGGGAUGUGGAUAAUGUUAAACUAACAGAGGAGCCUGAAGAGGCUAAGGACAAGGCAUGGUGUUGCUAACACGCUGUCCCUCUCCCACUUUACUAUGAACUUCAGUGACCACAAUCCCCAGGUGAUCUUUCCUACACUCCAGCAAAGGGGAUAACUGCUAAAGGAAACUAACAUGCCUUCAGCUAACAAUUAUUUAAACAGAAGUUUUCCUCUUAAUUUUAAUUAGGAAUGGAAUGAUAAGAAAAAUACUUCAAGUUGUCAAAUUUUCUGUAAUCUUUUUGGAAUAACAUUAAAAUAAUGCUUCGGUCUGUUA
Carcharodon carcharias (great white shark) is the source of this 958-nucleotide messenger RNA. Its product is annotated as ras-related protein Rab-32-like. Bases 67 to 714 code for a protein of 215 amino acids. Gene Ontology annotation, biological process: endosome to lysosome transport; phagosome-lysosome fusion. The record is from RefSeq and is a predicted model, not a curated record. The transcript has 3 exons. Lineage: Eukaryota; Metazoa; Chordata; Chondrichthyes; Lamniformes; Lamnidae. Gene Ontology annotation, molecular function: GTPase activity; GTP binding. Gene Ontology annotation, cellular component: late endosome; Golgi apparatus; lysosome.